Onthophagus taurus is the source of this 1282-nucleotide messenger RNA. RefSeq names its product SMC5-SMC6 complex kleisin component Non-SMC element 1 (gene Nse4). Lineage: Eukaryota; Metazoa; Arthropoda; Insecta; Coleoptera; Scarabaeidae. Gene Ontology annotation, biological process: DNA repair. The record is from RefSeq and is a predicted model, not a curated record. Gene Ontology annotation, cellular component: nucleus; Smc5-Smc6 complex.
ACAAUCUUAAUAAACGUCUUGGAAGAUACAAAAUAACUAAUUUUGAUUUGUUCUGAAUAAGAUAGAACUACAAAACUCGUUUAUUUUAACGAGUAGAAAAAUUUUUGGCGACCACUUUGAAAAUUAACUUAUAAUAAUUUUUAAAAUGGAUGAAGAAGAAAUGGAAGUAGCCGAAGUAGAUUCGAGUUCAAAUCAGGCAAUGUCAACAGCGGAACGAAAAUUACGUUACACGGAGCUAUUGGAUAACUUAGAAGAAUUAGAUAAUUCAAAUAUUACCGGAAUAUCUACCACCAAGAAGAUAUCAACGGUAUUAGAAGAAGUUUCUUAUCUUCAUAAUCAAUGUCGUUCUGUGGAUCGUGUUAAAAAUAUUGAUGAAACAAUUGUCGAUCAUCAAGUUAUAUCACGAGCUACUCAGCUUUUAUCAAAAUGUGCAGAAGUUAUAGAUUUACAAUCACUUCGUUAUGAUAGUAACGAAUUUUGUUUGGCUUUAAUAGAAAAGUUAAAAUCCACAGAUAAUGAUAAAAUAAAUUUUUUGGCUUUGUCAGAGGCAGCUGGUAUCAUACCAGAUGAGAUCCACUUUAAUUCUGUCUAUAGUGCCUGUGAUUUCGAUAAAGUAUCUGAAGUGAAGGUGAGAAAAGUUAAACAAAAAGUUGCUAAAGAAACUGCCCCAAAAAAAGAGUUAAUAAAUGUAGUUAAUAAAAAAAAAGAUGCAACUGAAGAUCAGAUUGCUUAUAUCUACAAGGUUUUAAUUGAAGUUUAUGAGAAAGGACAUAAAAAGGCGUUGGAUUAUUACGAUUUUGUGAUUGAUACGUCUGAUUUUGGUGCUACUGUAGAAAAUAUUUUUUAUUGUUCUUUUUUGGUUAAAGAAGGAAAAGUUGAAAUUUAUAAAGAAAAUGGUAUUAUUAAAAUUUCUCCAAAAUCUUCAAAGGUAUCAUCUAUCUCGCAAAGUAAAAAAUCAGGUGGUGAAUGGAUCCAUUCAAUUGAUAUGGAUAGUUGGGGGAAAAUUAACAAAGAAGGUUAUUUACAAAUGUAUAAGAUGAAAUGUUAAUUUAAAAAACUUUAUCAUUAUUAUCUUAAGUUGUAUUACAAGUAUUAUUAAUAAAGAAUAUUUAAGUUUACAAAUGUAUAAGAUGAAACGUUAAUUUAAAUAACUUUAUCAAUAUUAUCUUAAGUUGUAUUAUAAGUAUUGUUAAUAAAGAAUAUUUAAGUUUACAAAUGUUUAAGAUGAAACGUUAAUUUAAUUCAGUAUGCAUAUUUCAAGAAGGUCUAAUUACCUUAAUUU